Aspergillus aculeatus ATCC 16872 is the source of this 1363-nucleotide messenger RNA. Its product is annotated as putative RNA binding protein. The transcript has 7 exons. NCBI's taxonomy places the organism in Eukaryota, Fungi, Ascomycota, Eurotiomycetes, Eurotiales, Aspergillaceae. Gene Ontology annotation, biological process: mRNA export from nucleus. The record is from RefSeq and is a predicted model, not a curated record. Gene Ontology annotation, cellular component: nucleus. Gene Ontology annotation, molecular function: mRNA binding. Bases 129 to 1172 code for a protein of 347 amino acids.
AUUCAUCCUCCAUUGACUUGAAUCCUCAAUCGUUCCGCAGUGCAGGCGCUGUUAUUCCCUGCAUUUCAUCAGUGCACUCUUCUUUUCGCCUCUCGCAGAAGACCCUUUUGUCUCCGACAGCUUUCAGAAUGGAUCGUAGUCUCGACGAGAUCAUCGCCGAGCGCCCUCAAAAACAGCAACCUCAGGAUCGUGGUCGCCGUCCUCCUCAAGGCCGUCCUUCUCAAGGCCGUCGCCGUGAUGGCGUAAGAAAGUCUUACAGAGAAGAUCGCCCCGACUUGGAUCUCGAUUGGGUUCAUGACAAAUACGAAGACGACAGAGAUGCCCGCCCGUCCCGUGCCUCUCGACGCCCGCGCGGUGACCGUUACUCUCCCGAGCACGAACACGCAUCUACCGGAGCCAAGCUUCGUGUCGAGAAUAUCCACUAUGAUAUCAACGAGACUGACCUGGAGGAUCUUUUCACCCGCAUCGGACCUAUCAGCAAUGUUUCCCUCGUCUACGACCGGGCCGGCCGCUCUGAGGGCGUUGCCUUUGUAACCUACAACCGUGUCAGCGACGCGCGCACAGCCAUUAGCGAAUUUGACGGUGCCAACGCUAAGGGUCAGCCGAUCCGGUUGACACUCAUUGGCAGUGGUGGCAGCGGCGGAAGACGGGACCGCAACCCUUUUGACAACGUGGAACGUCCCAAGGGUAGUCUAUUCGACCGUGUGGAGCGCCCCCGCGAUCGCAACGCUCGCAGUCUGAGCCCUGGCAGCAGAAGCGGUAGCCCUGACGGCAACUCCCGGCGUCGUCGCGGUCGUCGUGGCGCUGGUGGUGCCGGUGGUGGUGGUUACCGCCGCAGCGACGUCACCAAGCCGCCUCCCGAGCACAUCGACAGAUACGUUCCUGGCCAAAGAUCUCCCGCCCGCAGACCUGCCAAUGGUGGCGGUGGUGGUGGUGGUAGACGUCAGCAGGGCGAGCGCGAUACCCGCGGUGGGGAGGGCCGUCGCACGGCCAACGGUCGACCCCGCAAGACCCAGGAGGAACUUGACGCCGAGAUGGACGACUACUGGGGUGGUGCGGCGAACGCCGGUGCUGGCGCGGCCGACAACCUGACGGUUCCGGAUGAGCCGCAGCAGAUUGCUCCUGCCUCUGCGGCGGCAGCUGGAGACGAUGACAUUGACAUGAUCGAGUAAAGCGUCAACUUUGGAAAACAAAUCUGCGAGUUUACAGGGUUAGGUUGUGCAAGGGAAGGCGUUGAGUGAUGAUCUCGAUGUUUUUGUGGUAUUGAAUUGGAAGAAAGGAUCUUGGUGUUUUUUUACCGGACACGAUUCCAAGAAACCGAAUUAUCAUCUAGAAAGAUUGAAACCCUACUACUCCAUGAUCC